AUGAAGCUCAGCAAAUCGCUCUUUUUCUCUACCCUCCUAGCCGGUUUCGCGGCAGCCAAAGGUCCAAUUAUGGAACUCGAAGGGAACUUCGAUUUCGGCCAUGACCACUCCCACGAGUCAUACGGGCACAGCGGCGGUUACGGCUACGGCUACGGCAAUGGUUACGGCAAGCCAGACGGUUCUUGGAACAACCCCUCAUCUUCGAAGGAUGUCCCCGCAGCAGCCAACUCCUACAUCAUUGAGGAACCUUCUGAAGCAUCCUACUACCCGCAAACCACCUUCCCUCAGCCGACUGAAACCCCGAAGAGCGAUUCGGACGAUGGCAAGUAUCCUCCGGUCGAGGACUACGGACAGUUUGAACCUACUCCUACCGGCUCUUUCUACUUUGAGGACAACGGGGAACCUACUCCAACUCCGGUUGCCAGCGUUUACGAUGACAGCUAUCCGGCGGCUCCCACAUCACCGGGCUACCAAUACAACCAGACAUCUCUUCAUCCAAGUGGUGGUCCUUAUUCGGAGACUAUCGUGAGUGCUGGUUCUGGGCGUGCCGGGCUUAAAUUUGCUGUUACCCUUGCGGCUGCGGUUGCUGCUGGAUUGGGGCUGCUGUAA
This is a messenger RNA of Thermochaetoides thermophila DSM 1495, 609 nucleotides long. RefSeq lists its product as uncharacterized. The transcript has a single exon. The coding region runs from base 1 to 609 and encodes 202 amino acids. The record is from RefSeq and is a predicted model, not a curated record. Lineage: Eukaryota; Fungi; Ascomycota; Sordariomycetes; Sordariales; Chaetomiaceae.